Procambarus clarkii (red swamp crayfish) is the source of this 9295-nucleotide messenger RNA. Its product is annotated as microtubule-associated protein futsch. Gene Ontology annotation, biological process: positive regulation of transcription by RNA polymerase II; protein deubiquitination. Gene Ontology annotation, molecular function: transcription cis-regulatory region binding; protein binding; cysteine-type deubiquitinase activity. Gene Ontology annotation, cellular component: nucleus. The record is from RefSeq and is a predicted model, not a curated record. Lineage: Eukaryota; Metazoa; Arthropoda; Malacostraca; Decapoda; Cambaridae.
CACACAUGGUUCGCAUCCCCCCAGAUCAAUAGUCUUGUGUACCACCCGUCUCACGGCCAACCACAUUCUCUGCUCACACUUACACAUACACACACACACAUACACACACACAUAUACACUGACACACACAUGACAUUCCCUCACACACAUACACACACACACACACACACAUACACACGUGAAACCCAGUGAAUGUGCGUCCGCGGUUUAGUGAAGUAUACAAGUGUAGAGGCGGAGGCUGGCCAGUGACACGCCCUGUGCAGCUGCAGCGCCCAUAUGCGAUAGUGAGGAGCGCGUGGCAACGUGGUCUGGCUGACCUCUCCGACCAGGGAGGAGACGACGGCUCUUCAUAGAUACUUGACAGGUGAUCGCUGACGACGACGGCGGCGGCACCCGUCCUGCCUGAAGGAAGGACUUUGGACGGCGGCCUGUACCCCAUUAAGGUCGAAGGCCAUACCUAAGACAGAGGAUUCGCAAUGGGUGAUCUUCAAUACAAACUGCACUGCAGUGCCAGGGUGGGCGACACGGAUGGGGUGGAACGGGCACUGGAAGAGGGGGCUCAAGCAGCACUCCCAGACGACGCCAUGUCCCGCGAGCCCCUGCAUCAUGCUUGUGCUGGUGGCCAUGUCGAAGUGGCGAAGCUGCUGCUCGCUCAUGGCUCCAACCCUAACAGUGUUAGUAGGCAUGGCGGCGAUGCAGGAGCAACACCUGUCCAUCUGGCAGCUGAGGGGGGUUACAGUCGUGUGCUGAGGGUGCUACUGGCUGCCGGGGCUGAUGCUGAUGUCUUUGAUUACAAUGGAAUGCAGCCAGUGCACCGCGCUGCAACCCGAGGUCGCAAGAAAGUGCUGGAGGUGCUUCGUGAUCACGGGUGUGACUUGUCUUCCCGGGUUGCCACUGACUGGUCUACUACCCUCCACCAUGCUGCUGCCCAUGGUGACCUGGACCUGGUGAAGUGGCUCGUCUAUAAUGGGGUCAGAUAUGACUUGACUGACAAGGCUGGCCGGACAGCUCAGUACUAUCCAAGGGCCAGGUACCACCGCAAGGUUCAGAAAUUCCUGCGGUUUAUUGCAAAGAUGAACAAGCGGCCACAAAGUCAUACUCAAGCUGGAAACUUGAGCAGCGAGUCAAUUCAGGCAAAACUUGCUUCCUACACCAGAGCAACUGCCUUCACUACUGCCACACGAGGCAAAGGAGAGAGUACUCACAAGAUGGAUCUAAACUCUAUCAAUACACGGAUAUUAUCAAGAGGAAAUAAGGAAUGGACAGAUGAGAAAUUGAAGAAAAUGAACAAAUCAGGAGAUGGCAUUAUAGAGCAAAAUUUAACGAAUGCAGACGCACAGUUUGGUAAUGACACCAAGGACAUUCAAACUUCAAACCUGCCUGAUAUUAUUCCAAAGCCACUGGAGAUUAAAAAAGCCUUUUCAAAGAAAGGCGAAAAGCCCAUUGUGGACUCGUCAAAGAGAAAACCCAAAGAGGACUCUAAGAAAGAAGGCAAGAAGCAAACUGAAGCAGGAGGAAAGAACCAUGCGGCCCUCAAUCCGAAGACAGACUUGCCAGGGGAAAAGAAGAAAGGUGUAGCAAGGGGAGCAAAACAGACCGAAACGAGUGGCUCGAGGAAGGAAGACCCAAGAGCAGAGCAACAACACCCAGAGGCAAGUUUGCAAGAGAAAAUGGAGCCAAAGGUUGUUCCAUCAAGGCUAGAGGAAGUAGGGGUGACUGAAGAAAAGAUUGGAAAGGGAGUUGAUAAAGUAUUGGAACCAGAGAAAGAAAACAAAAGGGAUGGACGAUCCACGAGAGAACCAAAGAAGGCAGGAAUGAAGAAAGAGGACAAAAAGACAGAAAAUGAGCAGACUAGUACUACAAAAACUUUGCUGAAGAUGGAGGAGGGAGGAGGAAAGAAGGAAGCCAGCAAGGAAGAGUUAAAAAUGGAAAAAACAAACAUAAUGAAAACAAAGAAAGAAGCGGCAAAUGUAAAGAAAACAAAGAAGGAAGAGGCAGAGACAGAAAAAGCAAUGCAAACGAAAGAUGAAGCAGACUCGCAAGAAGUUGCCCAGAAAAUAAAGGCCGUGGGUAUGACAACGAAGGAAAAAACAAAGACUGAAGUUAUCCAAACAAAAACUAAAAACGAGGAAGCAAAAUUGGAAGGAAAUGCACUGAAAACAAAGGAAAAUGAAAAACCAGAAGAAACGAAUAAAGUGAAAGCAAAGAAGGAAGAAGCCAAAACAAAAGCCCCAGUGCAAUCGAAGAAUGAAGGAAAAGCUGAAGAAAUUGUCUUGAAAGAAAAGAGGGAAGAGGCAAAAGCAGAAAAUGCAAACGCCGUUAAAACUAAGAAGGAAGAAGCAAACAUAAAGAAAAAGAAAGAAUCUAAUAUGGAGGCUGGAAUGAAGAAAAGGAUGGAAGAAUCGACUAAGGCAGAAGUAACGACACAAGUGAGCGUAAAUCAAUUAAAACAAGAAACUAGCAAAGAUACAAAAACAAAGGAAGCCAAGAAGUUUGGAGCAAAGACAGGGAAACAAACAAUUGAAGAAAAUGGUGAAGAAAAUGCCGUGAAUGAGACUGCUAAAACCAGAAUGACAAAGACACAGUCGACACCAAAUAUUACUGAAGACAUGAAAGAAAGUGAUGGAAAAACAAGUAGGAAGAAUUUCAAAGCAAAGCAAGAAGAGGUAAAAGCAAUCAAAGCAGAAGAAACAGACUUAAAGAAAAUUGAACCUAGUGUCAAUGGUGAACAAAUUACAGAACGUAAAGCAAAUAAAAGGAAAGCAGAAGACUCAAAGACAGGAGUAAUAAAAGCUGACAAAUUGACCAGCGGAACAAAUAAAGAAAGGCAGAGAGAAGAUCCUAAACGAGGUAAGAUUGGUAAAGUUGAGAUAAAUGGUAAUGAUGGAUUUAAAGAAACCCAAAUAGAUGGGAUGGAUAGAAAAGAACAGAAAUCGUGUAAUGCAGAGUUAAAGGAAGACGGAGAUAGCACAACAAAAGUGUCUAGAGAGCCUGUAGGUUCAGCAGUACCACCGAUUACUCCAGUGUGUACUGUGUCGGUGAAGCCUAAGGUACCUGUAGCAAAUCGGAAGUCGACAGAACCUGUAGUAUCGGCAACCCCAAAACCCAACAAAGCUGCGGAACCUAGCAUGCCUGCAGCCAAUUCAAAACCCAGCAAUGAACUAGAACCUAGCAGGCCUGCGACCAAUCCAAAACCCAGGAAAGAUUCAGAAUCUAGCAUGCCUGCGGCCAAUCCAAAACCCAGGAAAGAUUCAGAACCUAGCAUGCCUGCGGCCAAUCCAAAACCCAGGAAAGAUCUAGAACCUAGCAUGCCUGCGGCAAAUCCAAAACCCAGGAAAGAUUCAGAACCUAGCAUGCCUGCGGCCAAUCCAAAACCCAGGAAAGAUUCGGAACCUAGCGUGCCUGCGGCCAAUCCAAAACCCAGGAAAGAUUCGGAACCUAGCGUGCCUGGAUCCAAUCCAAAACCCAGCAAAGCUGCAGAACCUAGCGUGCCUGGAUCCAAUCCAAAACCCAGCAAAACUGCAAAAUCUAGCAUGUCUGGAGCCAAUCCAAAACCUAGCAAAGCUGCAGAGCCUAGCGAGUCUGGAGCCAAUCCAAAACCCAGCAAAGCUGCGGAACCUAGGGAGUCUGGAGCCAAUCCAAAACCCAGCAAAGCUGCGGAACCUAGGGAGUCUGGAGCCAAUCCAAAACCCAGCAAAGCUGCGGAACCUAGGGAGUCUGGAGCCAAUCCAAAACCCAGCAAAGCUGCGGAACCUAGGGAGUCUGGAGCCAAUCCAAAACCCAGCAAAGCUGCGGAACCUAGCGAGUCUGAAGCCAAUUCAAAACCCAGCAAAGCUGCAGAACCUAGCGUGCCUGGAUCCAAUCCAAAACCCAGCAAAGCUGCAAAAUCUAGCGUGUCCGGAGCCAAUCGCAAAGCUGCAGAGCCUAGCGAGUCUGGAGCUAAUCCAAAACCCAGCAAAGCUGCAGAGCCUAGCGAGUCUGGAGCUAAUCCAAAACCCAGCAAAGCUGCGGAACCUAGGGAGUCUGGAGCCAAUCUAAAACCCAGCAAAGCUACAGAGCCUAGUGAGUCUGGAGCCAAUCCAAAACCUAGCAAAGCUGCCGAGCCUAGCGAGUCUGGAGCCAAUCCAAAACCCAGCAAAGCUGCGGAACCUAGCGAGCCUGGACCCAAUCCAAAACCCAGCAAAGCUGCGGAACCUAGCGUGCCUGGAUCCAAUCCAAAAUCCAACAAAGCUGCAAAAUCUAGCGUGUCCGGAGCCAAUCCAAAACCCAGCAAAGCUGCAGAGCCUAGAGAGUCAGGAGCCAAUCCAAAACCCAGCAAAGCUGCGGAACCUAGAGAGUCUGGUGUCAAUCCAAAAUCCAGUAAAGCUGUGGAACCUAGCGAGUCAGGAGCCAAUCCAAAACACAGCAAAGCUACAGAGCCUAGUGAGUCUGGAGCCAAUCCAAAACACAGCAAAGCUGCUGAACCUCUGGUGCCUGCAGCCAACCCGAAACCCACUGAACCUCUGGUGCCUGCAGCCAACCCGAAACCCACUGAACCUCUGGUGCCUGCAGCCAACCCGAAACCCACUGAAACUCUGGUGCCUGCAGCCAACCCGAAACCCACUGAACCUCUGGUGCCUGCAGCCAACCCGAAACCCACUGAACCUCUGGUGCCUGCAGCCAACCCGAAACCCACUGAACCUCUGGUGCCUGCAGCCAACCCGAAACCCACUGAACCUCUGGUGCCUGCAGCCAACCCGAAUCCCACUGAAUUGGCAGCACCUCGGGUGUCUGCAGCAAGCACAACAUCCACUGAAUUGACAGAACCUCUGGCAACUGCAGCCAACCCAAAUUCCAAUGAAUCGGAAGAACCUCUGGCACCUGCAGCCAACCCAAAACCCACUGAGCUGGCAGAACCUCUGGCAUCUGCAGGAAAUCCUGGAUCUACUAUGACACAGUCUUGUGAAGGGCUUCCCGUAUAUGUAACAUCUAAACCAGAAGAAUAUCCUGCAUCUCGAUCACUCUCUGAUUGUACAGAACCCUGGGAGUCUGCAGUGCAUACAGCACAGUCUGAAUUGCCAGAACCUCUGGUGUCCGUAUUACACACGGAAUCGGUAGAACCAGUGGUGUCUCCAGUAUCUUCUGUGGUACCUACUUAUUCACCAGAACCUCUGUUAUGUACAGCCCCUACAGAAUCGGUUGAACCCCAGGUGUCUGUAUUACCAGCAGAGUCGACUGAACCUUGGUCUCGUUCAGCACCUGCCGAGUUGGUAGAACCGUGGGAAUCUGCCGCAUCUCCGGCAUUGUCUAAUUUUGAAGAACCUCGGGUUUCUGUGGCACCUACCGAGACGGUAAAGCCUCUUGGGUCAUCAGCGUCUACUGAGGUACCAGAACCAUGGAUGCCUGCAAUGCCUAGCACGCCGACCGAACCUAAAGCGUCUCCAACGUGGGUACCAACUGUGUUGGCAGAGCCUCCAGUAUUAGUAACGCCUACUGAUUCUUCAGAACCUCAGGUACCAAAAGGGGCAGUUGCCCUAAUGCAUGGCUUGCAAGCUGUGGGCAAUAAGACGAUCACUUGGAACCCUUCUGAUGAGGGGGAGCAACGUGCUGGACAGCUCGGGGAGAAGGGACAGGCAGCAGUUCUGGUUACAAAUGGGGAACAAACAGUUGCCCAGCUUACAGAGAAAGUGGGACAUCUUACAGACCAGCUUGUAAACAGAAAACAGAUGGUCACUGAGCUCAGAGAUGAGGUGGGAAGUCUUAAAAAUCAGCUCUUAAGCAGGGAACAGACGAUAGCUAAAAUAACAAGUUCAUUGGGACGUCUUACAGACCAACUUACAAAUAAAGGACAGGAAGUCAUGCGUCUGUCAAACAAGGUGGGAUAUUUCAUGGAAGAACUCACAAAUAGGGAGCAGACAAUUGCCCAGCUCUCGGUAGAAUUAAACAGACUCGGAAAUCAGCUCUCAUUUAAGGAAAAGACGAUUGCCCAACUAAAACGCAAGGAACAAAUGGUAGUCCAGUUAACAGAUGAAGUAGGACAUCUUACAGACCAGCUUAGAAAUAAGGAAGAAACUGUUGCCCAGCUGACAAAUGAGUUGAGAGCUCUUAAAGAUCAUCUUACAAACAGUAAACAGGCAGUAACUCAGCUCACAAAUGAAAUGGGACGCCUCACAAUCAAGGAACAAGAAAAUGAACAGUUCACAAACAAGGUAGAACACCUUGCAGGCCAACUUGCAAACAAAGAAGAAACGGUCAAUCAGCUCCAAAAUGAGGCAAGACGCCUUGCAGACCAGCUUGCAAAUGGAGAAGAAAUUAAAAUCCAGCUUGCAAAUGAGGCAGCAUGCCUUAAAGACCAGCUCUCAAAAGAAGAGGAGACAGUCGCUCGGCUAUCAAAUGAAGUGGGACUUCUUGCGGAUGAGCUCACCAGCCGGGAAGAGGCAGUUGCUCAGCUCACUAAUGAGGUGGAAUAUUUCGGUGACCAGCUCGCACAGAGAGAAGAGGGACUUAUCCAGCUCACAAAUAAGAUGCAACAUCUCUCAAAUCAGCUCGCAAACAAAGAGGAAAUGGUCGACCAACUUGCUCAUAAGGUGGAAGAGCUCACAAAUCUGCUAAAAGAUAAGGACGAGAGACUACUUCAAUUAACAAAUGAAGUAGAUGAUCUUAAAGGCCAGCUCAGAGAUAGAAAAGAUGCAGUUGACCCAUUCACCGAAGAAUUGAAAUGUCUUGAAGGCCAGCUCAGAAAAGAGAUUGAUAAUCUCAGAGAUCAGAUUACAAGUAAAGAACAAACAAUUACCGAGCUCACUAGCAAGGUGAGGCACCUUACAGAUCAACUUGAAAGCAUGGACACAACAGCUACUUCCACUCAGGAGGAAGAAAGGUUAGCAGCAGCAAGAGAGCGGGAUGACGCCAGGGUGCAGGUCAUCUCGAUGCUUCAGGGGAGAGUCGACCACUUGUCACUCCAGCUGGUGGAGAGCGACAGGCAGGCACUGAAGAUACAGGAGAAACAUAAGGCACUCUGCCAGACACUAGAGACAGAGAAAAGACAGAGGGAAGAAGAGAGAGAAACUAGUCAACGGGAGAUAGCGUCUUUGACCUCACAACUACAGACGAUCACCAACAUGUCUAAGGAACCCGAGGAUUCUAGUAGCAAAAUAAAGAGAAGUGGGCUUAGGAGCCUCCCCAGCCUAGGCAACAUCAGCUACAUAAAUUCAGUCCUUCAGUGCCUCUUCAGCAUUAGUAGCAUCAAAGACUACUUCACCAGUGACUCGUACAGGAAUGAUGUGAACGAGAACAGCGAGAAUCGUGGAAGAGUUGCUACAGCCUUGGGUCAGGUCAUGAAGGCCUUUCAGUCUGAACAAGGCACUGUUGAGGCUCUUGGCAACUUCAAGGCAGUAAUGGAGAGCUGCAGUAGGAAAGUUACCUUUAACGUGCAGGAAGACGACGACGACAACGAUGAUGAUGACCAAGAGGUGGUGGUAGAGGGUUGUGAUCUUCUAGCGUUGCUCCUGACAAAGCUGCAUCAGGACCUGACACCCAUCACUAUGUACAGGUGCAGUCUCAAGCAUCUUCGGGAGCCUGAGGAACUAAAGUGCUCUUCCGUGGUGUCACGGAUGUUUCACAGUGUACAAGAGACUCAUGUGACCUGCACCAGGAGCAACCUCAUUGUUGCACGUACAAGGGAGCACUUCCCUGUCCUCAACCUGGACCUUCGCACAGAUUGUUUACUAGAGGACCUAAUCAAGCAACACUAUGAGCCCAGGCACGUAAUGUGGCCCUGCUCUGCCUGUGGACGACCUCACAUGUGCCAGCAAGUCUUCUAUCUUGUGCGCCUCCCUCAACUUCUUGUUGUCUGCCUUAAUCGCAGUAAGACUAAGGAGACUCGAAUUGGCUUCCCCCUCGAAGACCUAAGUCUUCAGGAGUGCAGCAUGCCCUUUAUACGCAGUAAAGUGUACAGCUUGUGGGCCGUCUGUGGUCAACGAAGUGAAGAGAGCGCCUCCACUUGCAUCACCAAUAGUGCCAACUCUUCCACAAUCGACCCCAAUAAGACCAGUAACAUUCCUAAUGAUACCACCACCACUGACACCAUCACCACCAGUUUUGCAACAGAUACCAAUCUCACCACUACUACCACCAGCAGUAACUUUGCAACUGAUGCUAGUACAAUUAGCACCACUGAAAACUCUGAACCGGACACUGGUUUCCCCACCACUAGCUUUGUGAAUGAUACCAGUGCCAGCACUACCAGCAGCUUUGCAACCAGUGACACUGCUACCACCACUAACACCACCAGUAGCUUUGCAACUGAUACUAGUAUGGUAUCAUGCAGCAGCACUGAAACUGACGCAAAUGAGCACACCACUGGUAGCUGUACCCCAUACAGUGCUUUCUGCCGUUUUACGGACAAGAGGCGGUGGCGAGAUUGCAGUGGGAAGUUGCAAGAGGAAUAUCCCAGCACACUCCUGCAGGACUCGCACCCCACCAUUCUUUUCUAUGUUGCACAAAACUGAAACCUUUAUCUCGCUUGUCAUUUUUUUUUUUAUUUAUUUACAUAGCUGAUAAUUUAUGUAUUAAUCUUGUACUUCCUGACCUGUGCUUUUGUUACAACAGCUAAUAGUCAAAUGUCGAGCAACAUUGUCUGGGCAUUACAUGUGCAGCAUCGGGCUGCAUGCAAGGUCAUUCUCAAACAGUUACAAAAGGUAAUUACAGUAUGUAUCUGAAACAAGACAUGCUGACCAUUUUUGUUUGUUUUUGGCUUUACUGAGAGCUUCAACUGAGCCACAUUUAGUGGAAGAAAGGAAUGUUAUAAGCAAGCUAAUUGGGUAACUCAAUGGUGUUGGCAAGUCCCCGAUUUGAGACUUUUGUGAUAGCAUGUCAAAUUGGUGCUUUUUGCAGCUACUACCACAGCAGAUGCAGUGUGGGCUGACUAUAGUGUUCUGUCCUUUUAUAGACUAAGGGUGUCAAUGACAUAUUUAAGAAGUUGCUAGCUAAUCUGGAGUAAAAGCUCCUAAAUUUCUUUAACUGUUGAUAAUUCAUAUGCUUUGAUGUGAUGGAGACUUGAUACACAGCCUAAUGCAAAAGACGGUGGCUCACAUGUGUUGAUCAUAAUAAGGCAGAGGCCUCGUAUUUGCUUUCCCUUAUCCACAGACAGUGGCAGAAUGAUACACAUACGGCCCUACUUUUACCAACCAACCAGCUAGUACUCUAUAAUUGGCAAUUGCUCCAAACUUUUGUAUGCAAAAUUGUAAUAAUCAUAAAUUACCAUUAUAUGUUUAUACCACAUAUGCAUGUAGUACUGCAAUAAAAGGCAUUAUUAUAA